CGGCGAGUCGACGAGAUCAUGCAGACCACCACAAAAACAGAAACACGCAGUAGAAAGGGAACCAUUGUCGUGGAAAGUCGCGAUUGGAUACCGACACCCGGGACAGGCGUGCUUCUGGUGGUGCGUUUUAAUUGCCCCGUUAGACCGAUCAUAACGCCGAUACAAAGAGUGAAGGUUAAGACUGUUGUGUGUGCUUAUAAAUGUUGAAGGUUUUUUAUUUGGGAAACAUACAUGCGAUGUGUAUCAAAUACGAUAUGGAAAAUUGUGGCCUAUAUAAGCCGAUAAGCAUAAUCCACGCGAAAGGUAUUUGACCGAUAACCGUUAGCAAGAUAAGUGUGCCUAAUAUUGCUGGCCGGGUAAUAGCCAAGAAUAUCCAAGCCAUCGAGGCUUUUUGGAGUUUGUUUCUUCCUUUUUUCGCCUACAAUUCAUCUAUGUGACCGAUCGCGCUGGACGUCCACAUAACAUCUGAUUGGGUUCGACAACGUGUAUAAACAAUCGUCGUAACAUAGCUAAUCGACAGUGUAAUAAUUGUGUCCGGAGUGGACUGGGGGGCACGGGUAACAUCUGGGAUUGGUGCUGGUUGCUAGCUGAAUGGAGGAGUCAGCACAGCUCACCAGCAAUGAUUUACGAUGGAGCGUGUGAACAAAAUAUAUCACUCAUCCAGGAACUUUAUGUUCAAAUACAUCAUAGCGCUUCUAUGGACAGGGUUCAAUUUUGUCGUUUUCUGUAAGGCAUUCAGCAACUACCAUCACGAUGUGGAGUACUACUAUCUCAGCCGAAUACUUGGGAACGGGCUAUGUGUUUCGCGUGGAACCGCUCCGGUACUUAACGUGACUAUGGCCCUAAUAACACUGCCCACGUGCAAGACAUUUAAUUUGCUUCUGCACAAGCUGUUUGGCCGAUGCUCUACCCGACUAUUGGUACACUAUCUCGAGAAGACGAAGGUUCUGCAUCUGAUAUUGGGAUGUAGUUUGCUGAUCGUUGCGAUUGUACAUAGUGUGGCACAUUUUGUGAACAUCGUCAACUUUAUUGACAAUUACGACGAACGCUAUCGGGAAAUAAAUUGGGCAAAUGGACCAGAUGACAACGUCCUUCGGUUGCUGUUUGCUACACCGACCGGGUUUUCGGGCUGCAUCAUGCUGCUUACGCUGGCGGCAAUGGCGUACCUAGCUCGUCGAUCGAUGCGCGAUCGUUUCUACAACAGCUUCUUCACCUCACACCAUCUGUUUCUCGUAUUUUACGGGAUGAUGUUCUACCAUCCGCUAAGUAACAUCAUCAAGCAUCAAACGAAUGUCGACAAGCAUAAGAUCAUGUGUGAUCUGGUCGAUAAUGUAACGCUGCACAGCAACGAAGACUUGCUGGUACUGUGCGAGGAACCGCCCCAAUUUUCGGCCGGUACGAAACGUGCAUGGAUUUGGCCGUUGGUGGGCUUAGCGAUCUAUCUAGCCGAUAUCUCCUUUCGCUACCUUACAUCUCAUUCGGAGCGCUACCGUGUUACAACGGUGCAGACGUACGCAAUGGCAGGACAUGCAAUACACCUUCGGUUACAGUUUUGUCGCAAGGCAAUGGUCAAAAUCCUUCCCGGCCAGUACGUACUGCUGCAGUGUCCAGCAAUUUCCACCCUCGAAUGGCAUCCAUUUACGAUAACGGAGCUUCCCAUUGAGGGACGUAAUGAUAUUACGCUCACGAUCAAGGUGCGAGGAGACUGGACGGAGGAGCUAUAUGAUCGGAUCGUGCAGAGGGAACAGUGCAAGCGCAAUUUUGGUGGUGUUGACCCGUACCGAAGGAUCGAGUUCUUGUUAGAUGGACCGUACCCGUCCGUCAUGAGCAAUAUGCUCGAUUGCAAGAGAAUUUUAUUUGUCGGUGCUGGUGUUGGCAUUACACCUUUUGUAACGAUCAUGCGAUUGCUGUUAAGUUCCAAUGUCGAUCAACCGGCCAGGGUGCAUCUGGUUUGGAUUGCACGUAAUUUGGAAACGUUUCUGUGGUUUUCAGACGAGAUCGCACGUUUACAGGAGAAGUUCUGGAGCCAAAACAAACCGGACCGCUUCUGGGUGAAGCUGUACUGGACGCAAAACUACGACGAACAUCUGCUGGCGGAAUGUUUUGGCGACAUGCCUUCGAUCAAAUCGCGCAUGCACCGGGGACGCCCGAACUGGAACGAUGUGUUUAUCGAUCUGGUCACACUCUAUCCCAAAAAAUCGGUAUCCGUUUUUAGCUGCGGACCAAAGGAACUGACGAAGGAAAUUCGUCUAAAGUGCAAGGAGUACAGCAAGCAUGGUUGUAAGCUAAGCUACUUCCACGAAGGGUUCGGAUAAUGCCGUCCUGGAUGUGUGAUCAUAUGAGUGUGUAGUAUACUAAUUUGAACUCUUAUACCUAACACACAAAUACGAAACUCUUUCUACGCUACAUGUCAUCUGUGGUUGUGUGUUUUACCAGUGAAAGUACUCAGCAGAACAUUGCAAUGCUGCCAUGAAAAGAAAUAAAAAUAGAUUUGUCUACGUCA
This is a messenger RNA of Anopheles gambiae (African malaria mosquito), 2503 nucleotides long. Its product is annotated as NADPH oxidase 4. Gene Ontology annotation, molecular function: superoxide-generating NAD(P)H oxidase activity. Gene Ontology annotation, biological process: superoxide anion generation; defense response. Bases 630 to 2315 code for a protein of 561 amino acids. Gene Ontology annotation, cellular component: NADPH oxidase complex; plasma membrane. Lineage: Eukaryota; Metazoa; Arthropoda; Insecta; Diptera; Culicidae. The record is from RefSeq and is a predicted model, not a curated record. The transcript has 11 exons.